Messenger RNA from Eupeodes corollae, 1125 nucleotides. Its product is annotated as ADP,ATP carrier protein. Bases 164 to 1063 code for a protein of 299 amino acids. The transcript has 5 exons. NCBI's taxonomy places the organism in Eukaryota, Metazoa, Arthropoda, Insecta, Diptera, Syrphidae. The record is from RefSeq and is a predicted model, not a curated record. Gene Ontology annotation, molecular function: ATP:ADP antiporter activity. Gene Ontology annotation, cellular component: mitochondrial inner membrane. Gene Ontology annotation, biological process: mitochondrial ADP transmembrane transport; mitochondrial ATP transmembrane transport.
UUCGGUUCUCUCGAUAUUGUAUAGUUUGUUGUAUCUUGUAUGUCUAUAGUCUGUCUUGGUUAGCAAUUGAGAAUUUUUCAGAUAGUGAAUCAGUUGCCGGACCGAAGUCGAAGUGUUGUGAAUAAUUUUUUGCUGCUCUGUGAUAAACUAAUAAUAUAGCAAAAUGGGUAAAAAUUUCGAUCCCGUGAGUUUCGCUAAGGAUUUUGCCGCUGGUGGUAUUUCCGCAGCAGUAUCCAAAACUGCUGUUGCCCCAAUUGAACGUGUCAAAUUGCUGUUGCAAGUUCAACACAUUUCAAAACAAAUCUCACCCGACAAACAAUACAAGGGCAUGGUUGACUGCUUUGUCCGCAUUCCAAAAGAGCAAGGUUUUGCUUCAUUCUGGCGUGGUAACAUGGCUAACGUCAUCCGUUAUUUCCCAACCCAAGCUUUGAACUUUGCCUUCAAGGAUAAGUACAAGCAAGUUUUCUUGGGAGGUGUUGACAAGAACACCCAAUUCUGGCGUUACUUCAUGGGAAACUUGGCUUCCGGUGGUGCCGCUGGAGCAACAUCAUUGUGCUUCGUCUACCCACUAGAUUUCGCCCGUACUCGCUUGGCUGCUGAUACUGGCAAGGGAGGUCAACGUGAGUUCACAGGUCUUGGCAACUGUCUCGUAAAGAUCACAAAAUCCGAUGGUAUCGCUGGAUUGUACCGUGGUUUCGGUGUAUCUGUCCAAGGUAUCAUCAUCUACCGUGCCGCAUACUUCGGCUUCUACGAUACUGCCCGUGGCAUGCUUCCUGAUCCUAAGAACACACCAAUCUACAUCAGCUGGGCUAUCGCUCAAGUUGUUACAACUGUUGCUGGUAUUGUUUCUUAUCCAUUCGAUACUGUCCGUCGUCGUAUGAUGAUGCAGUCUGGCCGCAAGGGAGCUGAUAUUAUUUACAAGAACACUAUUCACUGCUGGGGAACAAUUGCCAAACAAGAAGGUGCUGGAGCUUUCUUCAAGGGCGCUUUCUCGAAUGUCCUCCGUGGUACCGGUGGUGCAUUCGUGCUUGUUCUCUAUGAUGAAAUCAAGAAGUUAUUGUAAAUUAAUAAUGUAACAACUACGUAAAAAAAAGUAAAAACUAAAAACAUAAAAAUAGUAAAUAA